UAAUUCAUCCUCCAUUGAAAAUCCCUAGGGUUUUCUUCCAUACACAAUCAGACUCAACCAACCGGAGAAGAGAUUCCGAGAGGAUGAUGACUUACGAAGGUAACGGAGAUGGCGUCGCUAUUUCCACCGAAAACCACAGCGAAAACUACAUAUCUCUAGAGAGCUCGCCUUUUCAGUCCCUCGGUGGCGAGGAUGGUCAUGAAGACUCCAAGUCUCGACAGGAAUCUCAUGAUCUUGAAAAGGAUUCUUCGAAAAUCAGUGAGAAAGACAGAGACAAAGAUCCUGAGAAGGAUCGUGAUAGGGAGAAGAGCAGAGACAGAGAUAGGGAGAAAAGCAGAGAUAGAGAUAGGGAGAGAAGUAAGGAUAGGGAACGAGACCGCCAUCAUAGAGAUCGUCAUAGGGACCGUAGCAGAGAACGUAGUGAGAAAAGAGAACGUGAGAGAGAUGAUUUGGAUGAUGAUCAUCAUCGUCACAGAAGUCGUGACAGGAGGAGGUCUCGCGAUCGAGACAGAGAGGUGAGACACAGGCGACGGUCACGCUCUCGGUCAAGGAGCCGCUCUGAACGCAGGUCAAGGUCUGAACAUAGGCAUAAGUCUGAACAUAGAUCACGUUCACGCUCACAGUCGCGAUCAAGGUCAAAAAGCAAGAGGAGAAGUGGAUUUGAUAUGGCGCCUCCUGAUAUGUUAGCUGCUACUGCUGUUGCUGCGGCAGGCCAGGUUCCUAGUGUGCCAACUACUGCUACUAUUCCAGGGAUGUUCCCAAACAUGUUCCCAAUGGUCCCUGGUCAGCAACUGGGUGCACUUCCUGUACUGCCUGUUCAGGCAAUGACUCAGCAGGCAACUAGGCAUGCUCGGCGAGUCUAUGUUGGUGGCCUUCCACCAACUGCAAAUGAACAGUCGGUGGCAACGUUCUUUAGCCAAGUGAUGUCGGCCAUUGGGGGAAACACUGCUGGGCCAGGUGAUGCGGUGGUCAAUGUUUAUAUAAACCACGAAAAGAAGUUCGCUUUUGUUGAGAUGAGAUCUGUUGAGGAGGCUAGUAACGCAAUGGCAUUAGACGGCAUUAUAUUAGAGGGAGUUCCUGUAAAGGUGAGAAGGCCAACUGACUAUAACCCGUCCCUUGCUGCAACUCUUGGUCCGAGUCAGCCUAACCCCAACCUCAACUUGGCGGCUGUUGGAUUGUCUUCGGGGUCUACUGGUGGGCUUGAGGGUCCCGACCGCAUUUUUGUGGGCGGGCUUCCCUAUUACUUCACAGAGGUUCAAAUCAGGGAGCUCUUGGAGUCUUUUGGGCCCCUAAGAGGUUUCAACUUGGUCAAAGACAGGGAAACUGGAAAUUCGAAGGGAUAUGCAUUCUGUGUUUACCAAGAUCCGUCAGUAACUGAUAUUGCAUGUGCCGCUCUAAACGGGAUUAAGAUGGGUGAUAAGACACUUACAGUUAGGCGUGCAAUCCAGGGUGUGAUUCAACCUAAACCCGAGCAAGAAGAAGUCUUACUUCAUGCCCAACAACAGAUUGCUUUGCAGAGGCUUAUGUUACAACCAGGAGGCACUCCCACCAAGAUUGUCUGUUUGACUCAAGUGGUUACAGCUGAUGAUCUUAGAGACGAUGAAGAAUAUGCAGACAUAAUGGAGGACAUGAGACAAGAAGGUGGAAAAUUCGGUAACUUAGUGAAUGUUGUGAUUCCAAGGCCCAAUCCAGAUCAUGAUCCAACACCAGGAGUUGGGAAGGUUUUCUUAGAGUAUGCGGAUGUGGAUGGCUCAUCAAAGGCCAGAUCGGGGAUGAACGGAAGAAAAUUUGGAGGAAACCAAGUGGUGGCUGUGUAUUACCCUGAAGACAAGUAUUUGCAAGGCGACUACGAAGACUGAGCUUGAUAUCGUUCUCUUCUUAAGCUUUAGUCUGGACCUCUUAGCAACAAGUUUGGAUCUUUUUGUUAAUUUUAUUUUUUACAUGUUAAGGUCACUCUACUAAAUGGAGAUAUUUGGUUCUCUAGAAUUUGACUGCAAUAGUAGUUUGUCCAGGCACAAUCAUGGUGUGUGUUGGUAAUAGCUUUUUUUUCAUUGAAUACUAAAGUUUAUAUUAUGGGAAUUUUGCCAAA
Arabidopsis lyrata subsp. lyrata is the source of this 2089-nucleotide messenger RNA. RefSeq names its product splicing factor U2af large subunit B. The transcript is spliced from 13 exons. Lineage: Eukaryota; Viridiplantae; Streptophyta; Magnoliopsida; Brassicales; Brassicaceae. The coding region runs from base 84 to 1859 and encodes 591 amino acids. Gene Ontology annotation, cellular component: U2AF complex; U2-type prespliceosome; nucleus. Gene Ontology annotation, biological process: mRNA processing. The record is from RefSeq and is a predicted model, not a curated record. Gene Ontology annotation, molecular function: poly-pyrimidine tract binding; pre-mRNA 3'-splice site binding.